AUCGACAACACCACCCACUCCCUCUGUCUCUCCUCCAUAACGUCCUCUCCUCUCGGCCUCGAAAUGGAGGAAGCCGGUCACAUCGCAGCCCAAGCGCUGACAGGCAACCACACCGAAGAAGACUCAUACCACCCGCGCGAUGCCGUCGGAAGCACCAUCAAAGCCACGCUGACGACGGGAACCGGUGGAGCGUUCGUGUCCGCCAUACAAAACACUUUGACGAAGCAGAAUGUGGGCGCUUGGGGAGUUUUCACAAGGACGGGGGGCACGGUGGCCACUUUUGCUGCCAUGGGAGGAGCCUACGAAUUCUUCAAAUCCGCCUCGGCAAAUUUGAGACAGAAGGAAGAUACAUACAAUUAUGCCAUUGGAGGUGCUUUUGCGGGCGCCAUGCUGGGGUUGAGAUUCCGUUCUGCGCCUGCAGUUCUUGGCUACGGUACAGCUACUGCUGUGAUCAUAGCUGCUUUCCAAUACACCGGAGGUCACAUGUUGGGCGCAGCUCUUGAUCCAGACGUUGAUGAGGUUGCGAGGAAAGAGUAUAUGCGAAAGAACAGGAGAAGGGAUAUCGGAGAGAUUGUCAAUGAGCUGGGCGAGGGAAGAGGUAUCGUCGCCCCAGGCUAUGCCGAGCGGAGAGCGGCACGUCUGAAGGAGGCUUAUGGCAUUGAUGUCGUACAUUCACCCACAGUUCCGGGUCAAUCGCAAUGAGCGAGCCCUGCGAUCAACGGAAACCGCCAAAAAGCUGAGCUCGGUAGCACUCAGACGAACGUGUAUAUAUAUACUCACAAACGCAGAUUCUCACUUGUGCAAAGAUAAUGUCAAGAUCGGUGAGCACCUGCACAACUCAGUUAAUAACUACGGGAGCGGGAGAUCGACAUGAUUCCAG
This is a messenger RNA of Sphaerulina musiva SO2202, 880 nucleotides long. RefSeq names its product NADH-ubiquinone oxidoreductase 213 kDa subunit. The coding region runs from base 64 to 702 and encodes 212 amino acids. Gene Ontology annotation, biological process: mitochondrial respiratory chain complex I assembly. NCBI's taxonomy places the organism in Eukaryota, Fungi, Ascomycota, Dothideomycetes, Mycosphaerellales, Mycosphaerellaceae. The record is from RefSeq and is a predicted model, not a curated record. The transcript is spliced from 4 exons.